This is a messenger RNA of Trichechus manatus latirostris (Florida manatee), 7039 nucleotides long. It is a transcript of the gene GPD2, whose product is annotated as glycerol-3-phosphate dehydrogenase 2. The transcript is spliced from 17 exons. NCBI's taxonomy places the organism in Eukaryota, Metazoa, Chordata, Mammalia, Sirenia, Trichechidae. Gene Ontology annotation, cellular component: mitochondrion; glycerol-3-phosphate dehydrogenase (FAD) complex. Gene Ontology annotation, molecular function: glycerol-3-phosphate dehydrogenase (quinone) activity; calcium ion binding. Gene Ontology annotation, biological process: glycerol-3-phosphate metabolic process. The record is from RefSeq and is a predicted model, not a curated record. Bases 734 to 2917 code for a protein of 727 amino acids.
AUGAAUUUGGGACCCAAUGAAUCCCAGAGGAUGUACAAAUUCCUCUGGGCGAAUUAUAGGGGUUCUGUGGUAUUUAAAGAAAUUAAAUAAGUGACUUAAUAAAGAAUUGACGAAAAAACCAAAACACAGUGAUUUUGGUUCUAAUUUGGCUGUCUUCCUUUGGAAGGUCUGACCAUCCAUGAGGUAUCUUCCAAUACCACGGUAAAACCAGAAAAACCGAAACCCAUCGCCCUCGAGUCGAAAGGUUAUUUUUACAGCACUCUGAGGUCUUAAAGAAGUGGGGUCUGUUUGAACUUCAUCUGUGCCCGCCUUGGGUCCACUUGGUCUCGCCUAGCACUUGUAGUUCCAACAAGUGAGCUGGGCAUGCUCAGUGGGCAGGGUCGGUUUUGAGGGGUGCACCGGGAAGCCUGCUGUUCUGCUGCCAGGGCUCUCCGCCUCCCCCGACCUGUAAGUGACUGGGCUUGAGGAGACUGUACUCAGCAUCCUACCCCCUGUUGCUAAGGCUUGGUCUUCCCUGCGGUCCCUGCGCUGACAUUCAGGCGGGGGGUCAGAAGGCCAAGCUCGCCUCCAGAGCGCGGGGAAGCCCGGCGAGGGCUCUGAGUUCCGACGGGCGGGCCCCAGGGGUCCGCCGGCCUCCUAGAUGUGCUUCUAGGCCCAGAGAAACCAGCCUGUUGGGAGUGUCGAGUGGAGGAAGCCAGAUCCGGGGGCGGGCGACAAGAUACCAGGCUAAGAAAUGGCAUUUCAGAAGGCAGUGAAAGGGACUAUUCUUGUUGGAGGAGGUGCUGUUGCAACUGUUUUAGGCCUCUCUCAAUUUACUCAUUACAGAAGGAAGCAAGUGAAUGUGGCAUAUGUUGAAGCAGCAGAGCACAUAACAGAACCUGUUAAUAGGGAGCCUCCCUCCAGAGAAGCUCAGUUACUGACUUUGCAAAACACAUCUGAAUUUGAUAUCCUUGUCAUUGGAGGAGGAGCAACAGGAAGUGGCUGUGCACUAGAUGCUGUCACCAGAGGACUAAAAACAGCCCUUGUAGAGAGAGAUGAUUUCUCAUCAGGGACCAGCAGCAGAAGCACUAAAUUGAUCCAUGGUGGUGUGAGAUAUCUUCAGAAGGCUAUCAUGAAGUUGGAUAUUGAGCAGUAUAGGAUGGUAAAAGAAGCCCUUCAUGAGCGUGCCAACCUUCUAGAAAUUGCUCCCCAUUUAUCAUCUCCAUUACCUAUAAUGCUUCCAGUUUACAAGUGGUGGCAGUUACCUUACUACUGGGUAGGAAUCAAGCUAUAUGAUCUGGUUGCAGGAAGUAAUUGCCUGAAAAGCAGUUACGUCCUUAGCAAAUCAAGAGCCCUUGAGCAUUUUCCAAUGCUCCAGAAGGACAAACUGGUAGGAGCGAUUGUCUACUAUGAUGGACAACACAACGAUGCACGGAUGAACCUUGCCAUUGCUCUCACUGCUGCCAGGUACGGGGCUGCCACAGCCAAUUAUAUGGAGGUUGUGCGCUUGCUCAAGAAGACGGACCCUGAGACAGGAAAGGAGCGCGUGAGCGGCGCACGGUGCAAGGAUGUGCUCACAGGGCAGGAAUUUGAUGUGAGAGCCAAAUGUGUUAUCAAUGCCACGGGACCUUUCACAGACUCCGUGCGCAAAAUGGAUGAUAAGAGCGCCGCAGAUAUCUGCCAGCCAAGUGCUGGUGUCCAUAUUGUGAUGCCUGGUUAUUACAGCCCAGAGAACAUGGGACUUCUUGACCCAGCCACCAGUGAUGGGCGAGUUAUUUUCUUCUUACCCUGGCAAAAGAUGACGAUAGCUGGCACUACCGAUACUCCAACUGAUAUUACAAACCAUCCUAUUCCUUCAGAAGAAGAUAUCAACUUCAUUUUGAAUGAAGUGCGUAACUACCUGAGUUGUGAUGUUGAAGUGAGAAGAGGGGAUGUUCUGGCAGCGUGGAGUGGUAUUCGCCCUCUUGUUACAGACCCCAAAUCUGCAGAUACGCAGUCAAUCUCCCGAAAUCACGUUGUUGAUGUCAGUGACAGUGGCCUUAUCACUAUAGCAGGUGGAAAGUGGACAACUUAUCGAUCCAUGGCCGAAGAUACUGUAGAUGCUGCUGUCAAGGUUCACAGUUUGAAAGCAGGACCAAGCAGAACAGUUGGGCUUUUCCUCCAAGGGGGUAAAGACUGGAGCCCUACCCUCUACAUUAGGCUUGUCCAGGAUUAUGGACUUGAAAGUGAGGUGGCACAACAUCUUGCCGCCACGUAUGGGGACAAGGCUUUUGAGGUGGCCAAAAUGGCAAGUGUGACUGGAAAAAGGUGGCCCAUUGUUGGAGUGCGUCUUGUGUCAGAAUUUCCAUAUAUUGAAGCUGAGGUGAAAUAUGGGGUUAAGGAGUAUGCCUGCACUGCUGUGGAUAUGAUUUCGCGUCGCACUCGACUCGCCUUUCUAAAUGUCCAGGCAGCAGAGGAAGCCCUGCCUAGGAUUGUUGAACUGAUGGGCAGAGAACUGAAUUGGAGUGAUCGUAAGAAAGAGGAAGAACUUGAAACAGCUAGGAAGUUUCUAUAUUAUGAAAUGGGCUAUAAAUCUCGAUCAGAACAACUAACAGAUCGCUCUGAAAUUAGCCUACUGCCUUCAGACGUUGACAGGUACACGAAGAGAUUUCAUAAGUUUGAUGCAGAUCAAAAAGGCUUUAUUACCAUCGUUGAUGUUCAGCGUGUAUUAGAGAGUAUCAACGUCCAAAUGGAUGAAAAUACAUUACAUGAAAUUCUGAAUGAAGUAGAUUUGAAUAAAAAUGGACAGGUUGAACUUAAUGAAUUCUUGCAGCUGAUGAGUGCCAUUCAAAAAGGAAGAGUGUCUGGAAGCCGGCUUGCUAUACUAAUGAAAACUGCAGAAGAGAACCUUGACAGAAGAGUUGUGAUUCCAGUGGACCGUAGUUGUGGAGGAUUGUGAGUCUGAGCAGUAAAUCCACAGCCAACAAAUGUAGGAACAACAGAUCACCAUGUAACAACCAGAGAUGGCUUAUACCACUCCAAGAUAGUGGAUAUGGAUAGCUGCCUUUUUUAACACUGAGGAACAUUCCAAAGCUUUAGGACACUGGUGUGUGCCCUUUAUUUGUAUUUGUCAUUCACUCUAGCUUCCAAAAUUUGUAUUUUAUCUUUUUUCUCAUUUUCAGUGUGCACUGAUUUCAUGUUUUACAUCCAUCUUGUGACCUGUUAGACUGGUCAUACUCCUUUGUUUGUUUAUUCACAUACUCUAAAUCAGUUCUAGAGGCAGAAUAUUUUGGCAGAAAUUGGGAGAAGAAGCUGGAAAGAUUUCAUGCACAAAGCUCUGGAUGUGUUAAGCUUGUAGGUAGAAUUUGUUCUUAAAAGAAGUGGAGUGGGAAGUGACCCCUAUUGAAAUGAUAGUGUUUCUGGAGAUUUCUCCACCCGUUCUUCCUCUAGCUUGUCUGCCUUCCUCAUCGAAAUAAUAUUUCACAAUAUUAUAUCUAGAGUAUGACUGGCAAAACUGGAGAGGGAAGAAAAGUUUAGAUCUGGUUACAGGAGCUCAUCACACAGAGAAGCUCUGAAAGCUUCCAGAAUCACAGGUAUAAGAUAAGGAUAGCACUGACAUUUGCUGGGAGUUACAGUGAUAGUUUCAUCUCAGCAGUUCUAUUUUUUUUUUUUUUUCUUCCCCAGUCACUGUUGGUUUUCUCUGACUCUUAUUUUUGCCAGGAACAUCCUUGUUUUUCUAAUUUAAAACCAGCAUUUAACUGGCAGGUUGGAUGUAAUGACAUGAGACCAGAUUUCUCAAAUCUUUACAGUAGUAGUAAAUUUAAGGGUUAGAAAAAGUGCUUAUAUAUCCACCUAUAUGAUAACACAAUUUUCAAUGCGCAAAUCCUAGUUUUUGGAGCAUGUGGUAUUGUCAAAUAUAGCCUAUUUUGGUUAGUUGAUUGCAUCAUUUUUUAGGUGUUUGCAAACAAAUGUAAAAGAAGACAGAAAUAGAUUUUAGUUAAUUUUAUUUGUAAUUAUGUACAAAAAGGCACAACACUGCAUUAUUCAAGUUUAUUUUGGUUGCUUAAAGUUUUUUUUGCCUUUUGCCCUCAAUGGAAAAACUUCUCAAUCAACCAAAACUAAACAUAAAAACACAGCACACACGCGUGCACACACACACAGCAGUCUGCAUUGAAUUUAACAAGUAAUGAAUUGAAUUUAAAGACACAUUUGGAAUGCUUUUGCUAUAUUUUGGUGGCAUUUUAACUAGGGUCAUCCAAAUAUUCAUUGUGCUUCCUCUUGUGAAGUUAACUACCUACCACUUUAGUUUACUUAAGAUCAGGUUCUGUAUAUCAUAAGAAAUGUAACACUUUAUUUCAUGGCAGAUUUUCAUUGUGCAGACUUGAGGUCUUAGUUUUUAAACAGGUACAUAAAACACUUUCGUGCUGUCAUUUCUAUUUGUGUCAGCAUUGUAGAAUAUCUGUAUGCCUCACCCAAGUGGAUCACGAGCCUGUAAGUCACAAUAUAAACACUGGAGGUUCACUUACUUAAGCCCUUACCCUCAUCCCCAGCUGAAACAAACAGAAACCGCAGGGAAAGACAGCGUCUUAACUCAUUUUACUUUUAAGUGGAGUUUAGAUACUUGCCACUUCUUAAAGAAACACCAGAAACAGCGAGUGAUGCUCCCAGGUAUCACUGUGAACUGUUUAUUUCAAGGUGUGAAUGUUUUACACUGGUCUUCGUUUGCGCACGCUUUGCUGUGAGUAAAGUUCCUUUAAGGGCAAAGAAAAGCACAUUUUUCUUCUUUUGAGCAUAUCUGCAUUUGCCUAAAAUCUGCUUAAUUCUAAAGCAUACACUCCUUCACCAAUCCCAGAGACCUGUCUUGGAAGUGAACUGGUUCCAAGCCUUUACUGUGAAUAAAGCAUCCCGGCAUUUUAGUGUAAGUUCUUAAUUAAGCCUUUACAGCAUCUUUACCUGAUUUAAGAAGAGAGAAAAAGAAAUAGGGGAGUAAGCCCAUUCAAAACUCAUCCCAAGCAUAAAGUAAUGAUUUUUUUUCCCUUUUCAUAUAAAUGUGAUAUUAGAUGACUUGGAGUGGGGGUGGGGUGCACAGGGAUUGUCUUUUGUCAUCAAGUGAUUUAUUUCAAGAGCCUUUAAGGGGAUUCAGGUGAAGGAACCCCCAUUUGUGGUGGAGAGUUGGAAAUACUCCUUGAAAUAGCCCCCUUCACAGUCAUAAUAAUAGUGAUAAUGCUGGAUUAUUUCCCAAGCCAAGACUGUCUGCCUCAUAUCCGUCAUGCUGUUUGCAAUAUUCUUAUUCUCAAUCAAUUUAUACUGAGUGUAACUUUAAGAUUUCUACUGUCAAAUGCAUGCUCCUUAUUCUUCUUUAGUUUCUGGCUUUGUUUUGUCUGUUUCACAAUAUGUAGCUUCCUCUUUUGUACAACAACAAAAAUUUCCUUCUGACUUUUACUAAGUAUAAGUAAGGGUGAUCAUUGAUUUUAUUUCCCUCUUUUUUAUGUACUUGUAAAGAUUUUUGGCAUACGAAUGUGAUAAUGUUGAAGUUGAUGAAGUUAUUAUAACUUGCACUGUUUUGCAUUCUAUCAAUCCUUUUUAGGGAGUGAAAAAAGCCCUACUGUGUUUUUAAUGAGCAUCAAAUAUAAGCCCAGUACUGGAGUGGAUACACUGCAUGUUUUCACAUGUGGCACUUUUAUGUUUUGUGUUGGGUCAUUGUUCUAGAUUGGACUGUUAAAUGCUAUGUUUGAGGCUGGGUUGUCAUUUUUAUAACUGUCUCAGUGUUUUAUUGCCAUUAUUUAUUACUUUUGAUAUACAGAAUGAGCUGCAUGCAUUUAUAGAGCAAUAAGAGGAUGUAUUUAAUGUGCCUUGUUUUUACCGAAUAAGAACUGAAAGCAUGAAUCAAUAAAACUGAUUAAAAUGGUCCAUUUGCUGGCAUUUUGAUGUUACAUGCAGUCAGAGAAAUAACUGAUUAGUGUUGAAGUUUAAAAAAAAAAGUUUGAAAAUAUUUUGACAAACUGUAAGCUUAAUGACACACAUUAAUUCUCUUAGCUUGGAAUUUUGUAAUUUUAAUCUCAAAAGGGGAUUCUCUGCAUAGACAGAUGUAAUUUUAUGAGACUGCCACAAUUAUUUGUAUUAAUUUGUUGCUGGAGCCUUUAGGGCAUGACUUCUGUAUUUGUGCAAUCCUAUUCUAAAAUUACAUUUGUCUGGUACAACUCUGUUGGAUCCUUUUUCUUCUUCUUUCUUUCCUUUUUUUUUUUUUUUUGGUCAACCAGAGCCUUUCAGCCUAAGCAUUACCAGGCACACUGAUGAAUUUUAUCAUAACUAAAAUCAAUAGGAAUGAAUGGGAAAGAUUACAUAAUCCAUUUUGAUCAUCUUACAUGUCAAGUUAGUGCAGAGUUGCCAAGUGUUGAUAAAUGCUCUAACAGAAAAAAUGCUAUAUAUUUUCAUUGUCAGUAAAUCAGUAAAGCUGUUAUCAGUCUUAACACAAAUUUUAUAAUGCCCAUGUUAUUUUAUAGGUUUUAAUUUACACACAUACAGGGAGCAUGUUCUCCAUUUGUGGUUAAGAUGUGCUGCCUCCUGGUUGUGUAUGCUCAAAGACAUACGUGAGCUUCUGAAGGUGCUUUGAAAUUGUAUAGAAUCCCCAAAGCGAUGGCUCCCAGACAGACUUGUAGCAAUGAACUGUUUGUUCCAGGCCUGGAAAAAAUAUAUAUAGUAGCUCCAAACAUUUCCAUUGAUGUAGCUUAUCAAAUUUUAUAGGACUUUAAAAUUUGUCAACAUAAAAUUUGUCAAAAUACAUUGCUCCCAGUUUUCAAAAUGUAGAAAAUUUAUGGUAAUCAAAGAAAGGGAAAUAUGAUAGAAACAUUGAUAUGUUGCAGUCUGUGUCAACACUGCAUUAUCACUGGUGUCAGAUUUCACCUGAUGACAUUUGACUUAUGAAGGAAGAAAACAGCAGAAGUUUUAAACUGAUGUGACAUCUUUCUAAUGAGAGAAUUUCUGUAUAGGGGGCGGAGAUGAUGAGCCUUUUGUACCUGUACUUUAUGUCUUAGGUCUCUAAUUAGCUACCUAACUUGUGAAAUAAAUGCACAUAAUAUGA